CUUACCAUAUGAUCCAUGGAUUGUAAUUGGCCUAAGAAGAUCGAAUCGGAAAAUGAAUGGAACUACGAGUUACCCGACUUCUUUGAUUUCGAUGGGUGGUUCGAUGAAACUCCUGGGCAACUACAAGUUUAUGCAAAUCAUGAAGAGAGCAAUGACAGCCAACAUGAUCAGUCUUAUGAAAGAAGUUUUGGUGAAGGUAGUAGUCAAGUGAAAAAGGAAGCAACAAGAAGGUUUGCAUUUAGAACAAAAACAGAAGUGGAAAUACUUGAUGAUGGCUUUAGAUGGAGAAAGUAUGGUAAAAAGAUGGUUAAAAACAACCCAAAUCCAAGGAACUAUUAUCGAUGUUAUGCAGAAGGAUGCCCGGUGAAAAAGAGGGUUGAACGAGACAAAGAGGACACAAGAUAUGUGAUAACAACAUACGAGGGUGUUCAUAAUCACCACACACUCCAUCUAACUCAACAUAACUAUGAUAUUCAUGCUUCCUUGUCUUAACUUUACAAGUGUGGAAUAAAACUACACCAUUUUCACCAA
Impatiens glandulifera is the source of this 531-nucleotide messenger RNA. RefSeq names its product probable WRKY transcription factor 50. Gene Ontology annotation, biological process: regulation of DNA-templated transcription. The transcript is spliced from 3 exons. Gene Ontology annotation, molecular function: DNA-binding transcription factor activity; sequence-specific DNA binding. The coding region runs from base 16 to 492 and encodes 158 amino acids. NCBI's taxonomy places the organism in Eukaryota, Viridiplantae, Streptophyta, Magnoliopsida, Ericales, Balsaminaceae. The record is from RefSeq and is a predicted model, not a curated record.